Messenger RNA from Trematomus bernacchii (emerald rockcod), 1836 nucleotides. Its product is annotated as tripartite motif-containing protein 35-like. NCBI's taxonomy places the organism in Eukaryota, Metazoa, Chordata, Actinopteri, Perciformes, Nototheniidae. Bases 118 to 1602 code for a protein of 494 amino acids. The transcript is spliced from 2 exons. Gene Ontology annotation, molecular function: protein binding; zinc ion binding. The record is from RefSeq and is a predicted model, not a curated record.
UUAACAGCAGUGUCAUUCGGAGACAAAGACAGAGAGAUUUACCUUUGUUGCAAACUUCAGUUCAUGAGGGGAAAACUGGACUACUAAGACUUCACACUGAAUCAUUUUGCAAAAACAAUGGCGUCCAUAUCAGAGGAGGAUCUCUCCUGUCCGGUCUGUCAUGACGUCUUUAAAGAUCCAGUUGUCCUGACAUGUAGCCACAGCUUCUGUAAAGCCUGUUUGAAGAACUGGUGGGAUGUGAAUCAAGCACAAAAGUGUCCAGUUUGCAUGAGGAGGUCAUCAAGGAGUGAUCCUCCUCGUAACCUGGUGUUAAAGAACCUGUGUGAGACGUUCUUAGUGAAGAGAGAUCAGAAAGUUUUAGCCGGGUCUCACUGCAGUCUGCACUUUGAGAAACUCAGACUCUUCUGUCUGGACCAUCAGCAGCCAGUGUGUCUCGUCUGCAGAGAUUCAAGAACACACACCAACCACAGAUUCAGACCCAUUGAGGAAAUUGCAAAGGAUCUCAAAGAGGAGGUUAAAAAAUCUCUGCAUCCCUUUCAGGAGAAACUGAAGCUCUUUGAAGAAGUUAAAGUGGAGUUUGAUCAAACAGCAGGACACCUGAAGGUCCAGGCCCGAUGCACAGAGACGCAGAUUAAGGAGCAGUUUAAGAAGCUUCACCAGUUUCUAGAAGAGGAAGAGGAGGCCAGGAUGGCUGCACUGAGGGAGGAAGAGGAGGAGAAGAGGAGGAUGGUGGAGGAGAAGAUGGAGGCUGUGAGCAGAGAGAUAGCAGCUCUUUCACUCACAGUCAGAGCCACAGAGGAGGAGCUGAGAGCUGAAGACGUCUCCUUCCUGCUCAACUACAAGGCUGCAGUGGAGAGGCUGCAGCGCCCCCUGCUGGAGGAUCCACAGCUGCCCUCAGGAGCUCUGAUAGACCAGGCCAAACACCUGGGCAACCUCAGCUUCAACAUCUGGAGCAAGAUGAAGGACAUGGUGUCCUACUCUCCUCUCAUCCUGGACCCAAACACUGCUCAUCCGGACCUCAUCCUGUCUGAAGAUCUUACCAGUUUGAGACGAGGAGUGGAACAGGAACUUCCUGAUAACCCAGAGAGGUUUGAUAAUUACGGCUUUGUCCUGAGCUCUGAGGGCUUUAACUCAGGGACUCACAGCUGGGAUGUCCAGGUUGGAGACAGCAACGACUGGAUACUGGGUGUGUUAGCAGAGUCUGUCCAGAGGAAGGGAGAAAUCGAGUCUGGAUUAUGGAGAAUAGGUUUAAAUGGAGGUAAUUAUUUAACAGGGUCACCAUCAGAUCCAUACAUUGUUCUCCGCCAGCAGAAGAAGCUCGAGAGUGUGAGAUUGAAUCUGGACUGGAGCAGAGGAAAGUUGUCGUUCUCUGAUCCUGACACUAACACACACAUACACACCUUCACACACACUUUCACUGAGAGGAUGUUUCCAUUCAUUAGCAAUGGAGAUAAAUUCCCAAUUAAGAUUUUACCAGAGGUGGAUAAGGUUGACGACAAUGAGGUGGAUGGCGAAGAGGAAGGCAAUUAUAGCGAGGAUGUGGACAACGAGGGUGAUGAGGACAUUUGCUACCAUUUUGACAAGAGAUUUAAUUACAAGUAAAUGUCCUGCUUUCAAAUUCUAAGCUAAGUGAAAAAGUACCAGCAUCAAAAUUACUUAAAAGUCACCUAUUGUGCAAAAAUCCACUUUUACAGGUCUUUUAAACAUUACUAUGUGUCCCCUCUGUGUUAAGAGACAGUGAAAGUCUCAGGAACAAAGAACCCCGCUCUUUUUGUCCUGAUCCAUCUUUAUAAAAACCUGUCCCCUUGCAGUUUGCCUACAGAGCAAACAGGUCCA